Molecule: messenger RNA, 4719 nt
Organism: Tachysurus fulvidraco (yellow catfish)
Lineage: Eukaryota; Metazoa; Chordata; Actinopteri; Siluriformes; Bagridae
Gene: flt4
Product: fms related receptor tyrosine kinase 4
Exons: 30
Coding region: 358-4488 (1376 amino acids)
Biological process (GO): protein phosphorylation; positive regulation of kinase activity; multicellular organism development
Cellular component (GO): signaling receptor complex
Molecular function (GO): transmembrane receptor protein tyrosine kinase activity; ATP binding
Source: RefSeq, a predicted model, not a curated record
CGACCCUCAGACCGCGGCCCCCCGAACACUUCAUCAACCAGCAGGCUGGACGAGCAGAGGAAGGGGAAACGAGUGUAAAUUCAUUCAGGUCUACGUGAAUCUCUUUUUUACACGGGGAAAAGGGCCGCAUGGUUUCUCUUUGUCAUCCACAGACCUUUUCUACGAUUGUGAGGAUAUAGAUAGAUAGAUAGAUAGAUAGAUAGAGAGAGAGAGAGAGAGAGAGAGAGAGAGAGAGAGAGAGAGAGAGAGAGAGAGAGAGAGAGAGACGCACGGUUCACCUGAACGCUCUUUCCUGCGGAUUUACCUUCUGGAGAAUUAAAUGACUUCAGAUUAACGCCAAAUUGUGGAAACUUGGAAAUGAAGAGAGACUGGACGCUUUUCGGCAGAAUUUGGAUCGGGAUCUCUUUUAUCUCAGGUCUGGUAGCAGGGUUUUCUAUGACCCCCCCUAUUCUCAACAGCACCAAAGAUCAGCUCGUGAUUGACACCAAUGACACACUGACUAUUACGUGCAGGGGACAGCACAUUCUGGACUGGACCUGGCCAGAUCCUUCUGUCAGCAAAGAGGAGCUUAGUGAGCGACAACAGGAUCAGUUGCCCAUCGAGGAUAAAAGAGCAGUGUGGGUAAAGGAGUGCCAGGGGGAGCCUGGGAAACCCUACUGCAAGACCCUAGUGCUGACAAAAAGCCAGAGCAAUGACACAGGCUACUACCGUUGUUUCUACCAGGAUAUUAAAGCUGUUAUUGAUGGAACCACAGCUGCCAGUUUAUAUGUCUAUGUUCGAGACCCAGACCAUCCAUUUAUCAAAAGUGACGGCAUGGACACCAUCUUUAUAACAGCAUCUGACACACACAUUGAAGUGCCAUGUCUGGUUACAGAUCCUGAACUAAAAGUCUCACUCUUCUCGAUAGUACAACCCUCCGUGCCUUUUGAAAGUAAAGAGAUCACAUGGGACAGCAAGAGAGGUUGGUCUGUUCCCAGGCAUGUCAUCUACAGCAUGGAUAUGAUUCUUGGCUUCUUUUGUUCCUUGAUGUUAAAUGACAGCGAGUACAGGUCCAGAGUCUACAUUGUUAUGGAAUCAGGAAGAAACUUUUAUGACCUCAAGCUGUUUCCUGAAGACUCACCCAUUGAGCUAAUGCGAGAUGAUGUCCUCAUCCUCAACUGCACAGCUCUGGUAGAGCACAACACAGGCGUGGAAUUCAAAUGGGCCUACCCAGGACAAAAGGAUGACAGGGUGGUGAACUUUCAGUCCAUUCGCAACAGCAUCACACAAGCCACAGAAGCCACCAGCAUUCUCACUAUCCAAAAUGUCAACAUCAAUGACUCUGGUUACUACACCUGCUCAGCCAAUGGCAUGGAGAGGAGUCUGGAACACUCAACAUUAGUCAUAGUGCACGAGAAGCCAUUCAUUAGUUUGGACUACAGGAACGGCUCUGUGGUGGAAGCUACAGCAGGACAAAAGUCUGUCAAGCUGUUAGUGAAAGUGUCUGCAUAUCCCAUGCCAGUGACUCACUGGUAUAAAAAUGUGACAACGAUAACAAGGCGGCCAGAGUUUAGUCGGUUUAAGAUCCACAAUCAAAACCUGGAGAUCAGGGAUGUGCACAGAGAGGAUGCUGGAGACUACACCCUGGUUCUGAAGAACAGUGCUGCUGGCAUAGAGAAAAAACUCCACUUUAUUCUGAUAGUCAAUGUGCCACCUCAGAUUCAUGAGAAGGAGGCAGCAGCACCUUCUAACCCCUACAGGAAGGGAAGUCGACAGCUUCUCACUUGUACAGCCACUGGUUAUCCUCCUCCAACAUCCAUCACCUGGCAAUGGAGACCGUGGAGCCCCUGCGGCCUUAAUUCCACCCAAAGAUCUCUGGCUCAUAGGGGCCAACGAGACAAGGUCCCUCUCUGUCAGGACUGGCUUGAUCUGGACUUUGAACACAAUCUAAACACAAUUGACAGCAUGGACACUUGGACUGAGCUAGUGGAUGGCAAGCAAAAGAUAGUGGGCCGUGUGGUCAUACGCAGCGCAAAUGUGUCGGCCAUGUACAAAUGUUCUGCUGAGAACAAAGUGGGAAAAGAUGAGCGACUUAUCUACUUUUAUGUGACCACCAUUCCAGAGGGCUUUGGGAUUGAAAUGGAGCCUUCAGAGGAGCCACUGGAACUGGAGCCUGUUUAUUUGAAAUGCAGUGCUGACAACUACACAUACGAGAACCUGCGCUGGUAUCGUUUAGACCCACAGGCUGUGCCACCAGAGGACUGCAAGAGCCUUCACCGGUAUGCUGAGGCUCUGGGUGGAAAACUCUCCUUCCACACCUCUGCUAACAACUGGGUGCUGGAGCUGCUGAUUCCCAGCGUGCAAUUGCAGGACGAGGGCAACUAUGUGUGUGAGGUGCAGAACCGGCGGAGUGGUGAGAAGCACUGCCACCGCAAAUAUGUAUCUGUGAAGGCCCUGGAGGCCCCAUGGUACCGGCACAACCCCAUCAAUCAGACAGUGAAUGUUAGCGCUUCUCUGCAAAUGGAGUGUGAUGUGGAAGGCACUCCCUCUCCCCAACUCUCUUGGUUUAAAGAUAAUCAACCUCUCCACCAAAUAUCAGGGAUCCUACUGCAGGACUCUAACCGGACACUCAGCAUACAGCGGGUGCGUGAAGAGGAUGCUGGUCUGUACACAUGCACUGCCUGCAACCAAAGAGGCUGCAUUCAGUCAUCAGCAACAGUGUCUGUACUUGGAUCUGACAACAGCACAAACGUGGAAAUCGUGAUCCUCAUCGGCACUGGAGUAAUCGCCAUCUUCUUCUGGGUCCUUCUUCUCCUUAUCUUCUGCAAUGUCAAGCGGGUGAACCCAGCUGAUAUCAAGACAAGCUAUCUGUCCAUUAUUAUGGAUCCAGAUGAGGUGCCGCUGGAGGAACAGUGUGAAUAUCUGCCGUAUGAUUCCAGCCAAUGGGAAAUUUCAAGAGACCGUUUGCGGCUUGGGAAGGUGCUCGGUCAUGGUGCUUUUGGGAAGGUGAUUGAGGCCUCAAUCUAUGGUAGUGAUAAGAAGAACUGUUAUGGCACUGUGGCUGUUAAGAUGGUCAAAGAGGGAGCGACAGCCAGUGAGCAUAAAGCCCUCAUGUCUGAGCUGAAAAUCCUCAUUCACAUAGGAAAUCAUCUGAAUGUGGUCAACCUGUUGGGAGCUUGCACCAAACCCAAUGGUCCCCUCAUGGUUGUGGUGGAGUACUGCAAAUAUGGAAAUCUAUCCAACUACCUGCGGGCGAAGAGAGAAUUUUUCCUACCAUACAGGGACCGUUCCCCUAAAACCCGGAGCCAGAUGAGAAGGAUGAUGGAGGCCGGGCAGGUAGAGCAGAGAGGUUGCCAACCUUCUUCUUCUGUCAUCAGCACCCCGAGACAGCUUUGGGGUAAAUCCAGCUCAAAGAGUUCUUCUUCAGAGAAAUUGGAGGACCUCUGGAAGAAGCCUCUUACAAUAGAGGAUCUAAUAUGCUACAGUUACCAGGUGGCUCGAGGGAUGGAGUUUCUGGCAUCUCGUAAGUGCAUCCAUCGAGACUUGGCAGCCCGGAACAUUCUGCUGUCAGAGAACAAUGUGGUGAAGAUCUGCGACUUUGGACUGGCUCGUGACAUCUACAAGGAUCCAGAUUACGUGCGGAAAGGCAAUGCCAGACUACCACUUAAGUGGAUGGCUCCUGAGAGCAUCUUUGAUAAAGUCUAUACCAGCCAGAGUGAUGUGUGGUCUUUUGGAGUGUUGCUGUGGGAAAUAUUCUCAUUAGGGGCAUCGCCUUACCCCGGCAUCCAGAUUGACGAGGAGUUCUGUAAACGACUGAAGGAUGGCACCAGGAUGAGGGCUCCCGAGACAGCCUCGCCAGAAAUAUAUGGGAUCAUGUUGGCAUGCUGGCAGGGUGAGCCUAGGGAAAGGCCUACAUUUCCUGCACUGGUAGAGACGCUGGGAGACCUUUUACAGGACAACAGCUUACCGGACAUGCCAUUCAGUGUCUCUCAGAGCUCGGAGGAUGAUGGCUUUUCUCAGGCCUCCUCCAGACCCCCAUCAGAGGAAGAGUUGAGACUGGGCUGCAACACACUGCCAGCCAGAUACUAUAAUUGCGUGCCGUUCUCUGGGUGUGUGAUGGUGAACCCAUCUAAGACGUGUCACUCUCGGGUGAAAACAUUUGAAGAGCUACCAAUGAUGAUGACCUCUCACAAAUCACAUCAUGACAGCCAGACAGACAGCGGGAUGGUGUUGGCCUCUGAAGAGCUGGAGAGGCUUGAGCACAAGCACAGAGGAGCCAUGCUGAUGACUAUAGCAGCAGGCAACAGCACAGAGCAGCUGAUUGAUGGCUUGAGUGAGAAUAGCAUGAGCAUCAGCAGGCACCGGCCAGCUUUCUUUAGUCAGCUCAGUGGACAAACCUUCUACAACAAUGAGUAUGGCCAGCUUGCUGAAGAAGGCGUGAGCGAGUUCUUUUCGACACCAGAGCUGGCCAUAAGUGAGGGAUCUUGUCCUGCAACAUCCAAUCUGUAACAUCAUCUGAAAGAUCAAUCAUGGCUCCAAUCUCACCUUACAAACUGUUCUGUCCUUCCUUCCCCUCCACUAUGUUCUCACUUCUGCCACUGGGUGGCACCAUUAUACAAAUAGAAAAAUAUUUUAACUCCUGAUGCAUUUAUCUUGUUAUGAAGUGUAAGCUUCUUUUGUUUAUUUGUACAAAAUAAGUCCCAGAAUGGGAAAAAAUAAAGCGAUUUAUCUUCUUUUAAA